GCAGUUUGCAACUUAUCCCUUGUAGCAAAUCAACAAGAUUAAUUCCAGGUCAUCAAAAAAUUGUGUAGGAAAGUUUUCUAUAAAAAUUAAUUAAAAUACAUAGCACAGCUCAUAGUAGAGUCGAUAAAAUCAUUAAAUAGUAAAAGAACUCCAAGCUAUCUAACAAUGGUUUUGAUAUCAGCAGCAGUAUGCACGAAAUCAGGCAAAACGAUUGUCUCGAGACAAUUUGUUGAGAUGACAAAAUCCAGAAUAGAAGGUCUUUUAGCUGCAUUUCCCAAAUUGAUGACAUCCGGAAAACAACAUACAUUCGUAGAAACGGAAUCUGUAAGAUAUGUAUAUCAGCCAAUGGAAAAACUAUACAUGUUGUUAAUUACUACAAAGGCUAGUAACAUAUUAGAGGAUCUUGAGACUCUUCGAUUAUUCUCAAAAGUUAUUCCAGAAUACUGUCGAACUCUUGAUGAAAAAGAUAUCCUUGAUAAUGCAUUCAACUUGAUUUUCGCAUUCGAUGAGAUUGUCGCUUUGGGAUAUAGGGAAAGUGUCAAUUUGGCACAGAUUAAAACAUUCGUUGAGAUGGAUUCACACGAAGAAAAAGUAUUUCAGGCAGUUCGUGAGACUCAAGAGAAGGAAGCUAAACAGAAAAUGCGAGAAAAGGCGAAAGAAUUGCAACGUCAGCGUAUGGAAUCUCAAAAGAAAGGCAUUCCAAUGCGUAGCUAUGGAAAUAGCAGUGACAGUUUUGGUGUAUCAAGUAGCAUUUCAUCAUCAUCAAGUCCAACAAUUGGAAUUGCUGAUAUUCCAAAGUCAACUCCAACAAUUUCUUCAAAAACUGCACCAACGAAAAAUGCACUAAAAUUGGGUGGAAAGACUCGAGAUGUCGAUUCCUUUGUUGAUCAGCUAAAGAGUGAAGGUGAAAAGGUAACUACUUUGACAUCAACUGCUAAUACCAUAGCGUCGACAGUCGCUCAAAUUCGUCCAAAAUCGGAUAUUCAAAUGGAUGAAGUUCAUUUACGUGUUGAGGAUAAAUUAACAGUAAGAAUAGGUCGUGACGGUGGAUUGCAAACAUUUGAACUUGCCGGCUUAUUAACAUUGCGUGUAUCGGAUGAGAAAUAUGGAAGAAUUAAGAUAUUUUUGGAUAAUAAUGAUCAACGUGGAAUUCAGCUUCAAACUCAUCCAAAUAUCGAUAAGGAUUUAUUUAGAAAUAAGAGUCAGAUUGGCUUAAAAAAUCCAGCAAAACCAUUCCCAAUGAAUACGGAUGUAGGAGUUCUUAAAUGGCGUUAUACUACACAAGACGAAAGUGCUGUGCCAUUAACCAUUAAUUGCUGGCCAUCAGAAAAUGGCGAAGGAGGAUGUGACGUGAAUAUUGAAUAUGAAUUAGAGAAUACAAAGCUUGACUUACAAGAUGUGACAAUAGCGAUUCCAUUGCCCAUGGGUGUGACUCCAUCAAUAACUGAAUGCGAUGGCGAAUAUAAUCACGAUUCACGUAAGCAUCAACUUCUUUGGAAUCUACCUGUUAUCGAUGCAUCAAAUAAGCAAGGAGCUAUGGAAUUUUCAGUAGGAUCUUCAAUUCCUGGAGACUUUUUCCCUGUUACUCUAUCAUUUGUCUCAAAGACACUUUAUGCUGACUUAAAACCAGCACAAAUAACAUUUGUUGAUGAUGAAUCGAAUCAUGUUAAGUAUUCAAUCGAGACAGUCCUGUAUGCUGAAAAAUAUGAAGUAGUUUAAGAGAUUGUUAAAUUUGUGCUGGACAUUAUAAUUAUUUUUUUAAAAUAUUUUAUCUACUAUACUAUGCAAGAAAAAUCUUCCCACACACAUAAUUAAUUAUUAUUGUAAAUCCAAUUUGGUUCUAGAUUAAUAAAAAUGAAAAUGCUAAAAA
This is a messenger RNA of Chironomus riparius, 1870 nucleotides long. Lineage: Eukaryota; Metazoa; Arthropoda; Insecta; Diptera; Chironomidae. The record is from the annotation of a GenBank genome assembly.